GCUUUAAAUUUACUAUCCGGGGCUUCCCGUUAGUUAUUCGUUGCUAUGGCAACGGGCGAAGGUUAUAAACUACAGAAUGCGGGAAGCAAGUAAGCAAGUGAAAGAGUCUGGUUUGUGAAAGUUAUGGACCUAUGUAGUUUAUCUCCGGAAGGUAAUGUUGACCAGGCAGAUGAGUUUCAAGCAGUACGCUUAUACGACGCCGAAGAUGAACAGCAGUGGAGUCCUUCCAUUUCAGCAAGGUUGAAAGUUAGCUUAUUUGGAACAGAUGAAGCAACACAGACAAAUGUCACUGAAAUAGUUGAUUUGAAGGCACUAACAGAGGUGACUCAAACCUUGAUGAAGGAGAUUAAUUUUCUGAAGAAAGACUUUGAAUUGUCUAAGCAUGCUUUGAAAGCAGACUAUGAACAGGAAUUACAGCAGAGGGCUUCAGAACUAUACACACGAAUGAAUGAUAGACUUAAAGACCUUGAACAACUUCAUCAGGAGAAGAUAAUGAUAAUACGAAGAAGUUGUAUGCAGCAGCUUGCAGAUGGUCUUGCGGUCAUCAAAGUAGCAUAUCAGAACUACUAUAUUAGUAAAGAUAAAAGUUAUGUUAGCAAAGGUGAUGAAGACAAAGAGGAGUCCACAAAUGAAAACCUUUCCUUCACUAACGAGUAUCAUGAUCUAUUUAACAAGCUGCAAGAAAAGGAAGCUGAAAUUUCAGUUUUAAAGGCCCAGCUGAAGGAGUACGAAAAUUCAACACCAACUUUUCCUGAGCAACAAGAGGAUCCAGAGAAGCAGAGGCUUGAAGAGGAAAAUGACGUUUUAAAGCAGGAAGUUAACAGACUGAAGAAAAGGAUUGAUUCUAUUACAGAUGUGUUGGUGUCGAAAGAAAAGGAAAUUAAAGAGUUAAUCACAGAGCAGCGCCAAAUAAAAAGUGAAUAUGAAAAAAAUAAAACAAGAAUGGAAGAAAAGUUUCUGCAACAGAAGCUAUUAAUGGAAAGAGAUACGGAGGGCAAAAUGGAUGCCAUGAAACAGGAGAUGCAGCUGAGGCAUGAGAGAGACAUAAAGAAAAUAGAAGAACUGGAACAAGACAAGUUCAAAUUGCUUGAGAAUCAGAGAAAACCUUCCCCGCUGCCUGUUGUGAAGGAAUUACCUCCACCUGUCAUAAAAGAUGAAUCACGAGAUGAGUUGAAUAAAAUGAAGAAAAGAGAAAAAGAGCAACAGAAGCAUAUAGAAAGUAUGAAAAAGGAACUUGACUGGACAACCAGAAUGUGGGAGAAAAAAUUUGCUAUAUUGAGGCAAAGUCUCCAUGCCAUAAAAGAUGAAAUGUUUCUCAGACAGACAUUACAGCGCCAAGCAGCAGUGCUUCAUCAAACAUCAAUUAGCUAUGCUGUUGAUGCUCCUGUUGGUACUGUACCUGGAGCUGUUCAAAGGGAUGCUGCUCCCAUUCUGGGGUACUCUUUAUCAGGCUUGCCACUGCCUCGUAUAGGAUCCUUAUCAGUUCCACAAAUGGAGACAAAAGAAAUUUACCCUGUACGUAUUCCAAGUGGGCAAGGAACGGACAACUUCUCAGGAAGUGAAUCCCAAAUUGUAUCAGACGAUGAAGACCUUGAUGAAGUUCUUCCUCUUCCAUCAUCUCUGCCCAUCGAAAUACCAGUACCUUACAAUUCAGUUUCUGAACUCAUAGGUUCUCAAAAUUAGUCUGAGUAUGAAUGCUUGAAUUGAUCUCUGAAUCCUAGCAAAACAGUAAUGCUGUUAAUCCUAAAUGUCUUACAUUACUACUUAUGCGCCUUUACUUUCUUGUGAAAUUGGAGUAUUACUUUUGAAAUUUGAAAUUACUACAUAUGAACCGCUAUGUAUAUUAUUCAAAACAUAUAUAUAUAUAUUUAUAUAUAUAUAUAUAUAUAUAUAUAUAUAUAUAUUCAAAACACACACACACACACACAUAUAUAUACACACACAUCCUUUACAAGAAAUGGUUCACCUUUUUUUACAAAAAUAUCUUUCUUAUCAAAUUAAAAAAAUAUGAAUAUAGUUUCUCAGUUUCUGUUCUAAAAGCAGUUUCUUUCAUUUACAUAACUGUAGUAUCUAGAGAAAGGUUUCUUCAUUCUGUUGUAAGUCUAAAGUAUGUCAUACACUUCUUUUUCAUUUGUACUAGUAAUCUGUUGUUGAUUGUGAUGUAAAGGAUAUUAUUUCAGCCUAAUGCCACCACAAUAGCAGUGCAAUUUAUGGAAUAUUCUCAGAGCUGAUUUUCUUCUUUUGUUAAUAUGAACUCCAUGCUGUUUUUUUUUUUCUUUUUUCAUUGUGAAACUAUAGAAAUUGUACCAUGGGACUUAAAGUACUUGUGCAUAGUCAAGAAUUUCCUUUCCAUUUACUAGUUGUAUUUCUAGCCCCUGUUUGCCAAGCUGGAAUUCCAUCAUGUCUGGGUGUCAGCAUCCUGUAAUUUUAAUGACACAUCUUGUAAAUCUUUCUUCAUUUCUUUCUUCCCUGCCUAUGAUAGUGCUUAGUUACCUUUUGGUGCUCCUUUUUUGUUGGAGACACUGCAGCUUGUGGCUGAAUCCGAAGCAUUGUACUUGUAAGUGUGAGGUAUCUUCCCAGUUUUCAUAUAAUUUCACAUUGGUGGCUGUGAUUGAUGACUGUUAGCUUCAGCACUUCUAUGGAGCAGAUGUUUUGGUUGUUCCUACAUCCCAGAUGAAUGGUGUUUAACUAAUAACUCAAGCACUGGAGGAGUAGGCUGGGUAGGGAGUAACUGAUGCUGUUUCACAUAUUUUUGGGGGUGGGUGUUGGGUGAGCUGCACUACAGGACCAUAAUUUGGGGGAGGUGGAUCAGUAAGUACAGUCACCAAGGAGUGUACAGUGCUGCAGCUGAGGAUCAUGGAUGUGUGGAAGCAUGUGGCUACACUGGCACAGCAUAGUGGACAUUGUGGCAGGCUUUUCAUCCAACAAAGAGAAAAAAAAUCCUAACUCCUGCUGGGUGAUGGCCAUGAUCACUGGCUAUUACCUCCCUCUCCGGGUCUCCAUGAAAACUGUGGGUCAAGAGGAGGAGGAAUAGGCCAUUAGGGGAUGGUGGCUUGAUCAUCACUAGGGAGAGGUAGAUCAGAGAACAACAAAUUUAUUUUAAAAUAAUUUUCUAGCCAUUUAUUCCAAGUUAAUGGAAAUUACUUAUUCACUUUAUAGUGCUGCUGAUUAUUGGAAUUACUUUGUUACAUGUGGUAGUGAUUUUUGAGUGGCCCAGAGUCAUAACACCUCAGAAAAAGAGCAAGAUAGUUGUUAGAUUGCCUUUCAGUAAUCAGAUUUUCUCCAAAGUACAAUGAUCUCAGUGCAAAAAUAAAGGGAUGUGGCAGUGAAGUUCCCCAUAUGGAGGUUCGAUGGAGACUUGCCCCACCAUAGAAAUACUUUUUGUUUACACUCACUGACUUGCAGAAUAAUAAAUAUCAGUAUAUGUGAUAUUCA
Messenger RNA from Protopterus annectens (West African lungfish), 3435 nucleotides. It is a transcript of the gene CCHR3.PART0H10orf67, whose product is annotated as chromosome chr3.part0 C10orf67 homolog. The transcript is spliced from 15 exons. Lineage: Eukaryota; Metazoa; Chordata; Ceratodontiformes; Protopteridae. The record is from RefSeq and is a predicted model, not a curated record. Bases 124 to 1683 code for a protein of 519 amino acids.